Molecule: messenger RNA, 935 nt
Organism: Salmo salar (Atlantic salmon)
Lineage: Eukaryota; Metazoa; Chordata; Actinopteri; Salmoniformes; Salmonidae
Source: RefSeq, a predicted model, not a curated record
GACACAUAUCAGACCAACUACUCAACUACUUGUCAGUGAAGUUAGAAUCUUACAGUAGAUAUUACCAUUAGGAGUCAGUUAGAAAGGUAAUCAUACAGUAGAUAUUACCAUUAGGUGUCAGUUAGAAAGGUAAUCAUACAGUAGAUAUUACCAUUAGGAGUCAGUUAGAAAGGUAAUCAUACAGUAGAUAUUACCAUUAGGAGUCAGCUAGAAAGGUAACUACACAGUUAGUUGAGAUGGAUGACUACGUCAAUGAAGAGGUUAUUGAAGGAAACAAAGUUAUUGCAGAAAAAAAGAUCAGAGCAAAGAAAAGAGUGAAGACUGAGACCCAUCGCUCAGGACCUGAGGAUUCAGGAAGAACACUCUACAGGAUGGUUGUUGUGAGCUUUGGGAUACUCUGUGUUCUACAAGGCACUCUCAACAUCUCCCUGAGACUAGUCUAUAACAGAAGCAUCGGAGACUCUGAAAAUAAGCAUUUCUAUCUUCAUAAAAUUAAUAUGACUAAAGAGAGAGACCAGCUACAGACAAGUUACAACGGGCUGACUAAAGAGAGAGACCAGCUACAGACGAGUUACAACGGGCUGACUAAAGAGAGAGACCAGCUACAGACGAGUUACAACAGGCUGACUAAAGAGAGAGACCAGCUACAAAGAGAGAAAGACAACUAUCAUAAGAAGUUAGAAGAGCAAACCUGUUGCUCUAAUGGAUGGAUGAGGUUUGAACGCAGCUGUUACUACAUCUCUACUUUCUACAUCUCCACUGUGAAGAACACCUGGGAUUAUGCCAGACAGGACUGUCUGAACAGAGGAGCAGACCUGGUGAUCAUAGAGAGCAAAGAUGAACAGAUAGGCUCCUCCCACACCCACAGCCAAGGCUCCACAUGCCCUUCUCGUGUGGGCCUUAAUAGCUGCCAGGCCCUAAGCACCCCAGAGUAA